Messenger RNA from Amphimedon queenslandica, 2275 nucleotides. RefSeq names its product pre-mRNA cleavage complex 2 protein Pcf11-like. The transcript is spliced from 8 exons. Gene Ontology annotation, cellular component: cytoplasm; mRNA cleavage factor complex. The annotation marks the transcript as partial. NCBI's taxonomy places the organism in Eukaryota, Metazoa, Porifera, Demospongiae, Haplosclerida, Niphatidae. The record is from RefSeq and is a predicted model, not a curated record. Gene Ontology annotation, biological process: termination of RNA polymerase II transcription; mRNA 3'-end processing. Gene Ontology annotation, molecular function: mRNA binding; RNA polymerase II complex binding.
AAAUCUCCACGUGAUCAUCACGUGAGACUCUUCACUCUCGUCUCCAUUUUCCUGCCUCUUUCUCUGUCUCUCCUUUUCUCUCUCUUUCUCUCCCCUCUCUCUCUUCAUCAUGGCUGACCUGGAGUCCCAGUCUACUGUACUAGAGGACUACGAGUCGGUCUUAGAAGAGCUCACCUUCAACUCAAAGCCAAUCAUCAACAUGCUGACCAUGAAGGCAGACAAAUAUCGAAUCUACGCCCCUGCCAUAGUCGAGCUGGUCAAGACCCGGUUCUUCAAGGUGCGGCAAGAGUGCAAGAUACCAACCCUCUAUCUCAUGGACUCCAUGAUCAAGAACCUGGGAGGGGAAUUCCUAGAGGAACUCACAAAAGGGAUCGUGGGCGUGUUCUGCCACGCCUUCGAAGCACUGAAUGACCCAAAGAUUCGUAUUGCUUUGUAUAAACUGAGGCAGACAUGGCUCCCGUACAUACCUGUCAGGAAACUGGCAGCUAUAGAUGAGCAUAUUCACGCUAUCGAUCCAAACUGGCCAAUCACUGCUCAGGAGCCCUCCAGUCCAACUAUAUUCUUGAAUCCCAAGUUUCUUGAACCUAAGGAGGACUCUGCUAAGAGAAAUUCAGGGAAAACGUCAACUGAAAGAAGAUCAUCUCCACUUCCCAAAAAGUCAAUAUUAAAACCAUCAUUACCAGCAACGUCAUCCAAAUCUUCAAGCAACUCACUGGCUCCUCUAACCAUUGAGAACAAAGGCAGGAGAAGCCCCCAGAACACUCUCAUCGAUAAGCAAGCAUCAAAAAGUCCCUCGCCAAUGCCUUCCUCGUCUAUGAAACACAGCAAGCCUACAAAAAGUCCAAGCAAAGACUCAGGAGCCAACGAUUAUCGUAUUCCAAAGAAAAAGAAAGUACAGUUUCAAUCGCCUCCAACCUCCUCCUCUUCCUCUCUCUCUUCUUCUUCUUCCUCGAAACCUGUCGACUCGUUUGCUUCCUCUCUCUCCCAGCCUCCUCCUUCUCAAGAAGUCUCUUUGGCUAUGAAGGACAAACGUAAGAAGCUCCUUGCUCAACAAAGACAAAUCAAAACAAACAAGCAGCUCUCGAUGGGGAUACUCCCACCACCACAGGACGACGUCUCUCUCGAUCGUGUUAUACAGAAACACAAACGAAGCUCAAGUCCAAGUCCUGAGAAGAGACCAUUAGAGUCUGUGGUUAAACGCCCACGCAGUGCCAGUCCCACUGUUGCUGUGGAUACGAGAGGUGAUGUGGCUCCAGUGGAAAGCGAUUCCAGUGCAGACAUUGCUGGUAGGAAGCAUAGAAAUGAGGAUACUAGCAUUGAGUUUGAUUCUAAUAAACGAGUCAAGACAGAGCCUAUUGAAGACCUUGUUCCAGUUACUGAUAAUAAUCCAAUGAAAGGAAGAGGAGGAGGAAUGGAUAAUGACAGGACUACAGAUAUCAAUGAUCUUCUACCUGACUUUAUACUCAAGAAACAAGAAUAUAUGCUGGAGCAGGCUAGAAAGAGGUUACAAUCCGACACACUAACAUCAGAGCAACGUGAUCAACUUCUGAGACAAGUUGAUCAACUCCUCGAGUUGCAGGCAACUCAUGAAGAAAGAACUGAUAAGUUUUUGAUUAAUGAUAAAUCUGUAUCACACGGUGAUUCUGUAUCACGCAAUCUUGAUUCUGUAUCAUUUUCGCACACACCCGUUACUAAUUCUGUAUCACAUUUUAAUGAUUCUGUAUCGCACUCACAUGAUUUUGUAUCGCACCCACAUGAUUUUGUACCGCAUCCCCACGAUUCUGCAUCACACUCACGUGAUCUUGUAUCACACCCUCGGCCAUCAGCCGAGAUCCAGCCCCACCGCACGCUCCUUCCCUUCCCCCCACCUGGAGAUUAUAUCCCUCCUCAGAGAGAUUUUCCCCCUCCAAGGGGUCUGGGACGGCCUCCACCACCGAGGGCAAAUUUCAGGCGACGGGGCGGGAGGGGGUUUAAGCGUGGGAGGCGAGACCGAGCCUUCAGGGAUCACUCACCUCCUCAUCUAAUGAGGAGGGGCCCGGGGGGUAUGAGAGACGAGAGAGGUCCCCCUCCUCCUCCUCAUCUCUCUCGUCAUCCUCUUCCUCAAGAAAGCGAAGGUCCUGCUCUUGUGUCCGAUCUUUAUGAGAAGUUAAGGAGUAGCGGCCUCCUCCUUCCUCCUGAUGGUGAGGCUGGCGGUCACCCUCCGCCUGUUCAUAGAGGACCAGCACUGCCCGUGAUUAGAUUAAAUAUCAAAGAAUUGAAAAUGUAUGGAGAGAGA